This is a messenger RNA of Capsella rubella, 1978 nucleotides long. RefSeq names its product MLO-like protein 4. Gene Ontology annotation, cellular component: membrane. Gene Ontology annotation, biological process: defense response. The record is from RefSeq and is a predicted model, not a curated record. Bases 114 to 1829 code for a protein of 571 amino acids. Lineage: Eukaryota; Viridiplantae; Streptophyta; Magnoliopsida; Brassicales; Brassicaceae. The transcript is spliced from 16 exons.
AGACGAGGAAGCAACCAUGUGCUAUGGUUUCUACUUGAUGCAGAUCGAUUCUCCAUUUCUUUGGGGAGAAAAGUUUGUUCUUGCGGCUUUCCCGGAAGAUCUGUUCUCCGGAGAUGGAGCAUAUGAUGAAAAAAGGGAGGUCUCUUGCAGAGACGCCGACUUACUCUGUUGCUUCCGUUGUUACUGUUUUGGUCUUUGUUUGCUUUCUCGUUGAACGCUCCAUUUACAGAUUUGGCAAGUGGUUAAAGAAGACUAGAAGAAAAGCACUUUUCACGUCGCUUGAGAAGAUGAAAGAGGAGUUGAUGUUGCUUGGACUUAUAUCACUGUUGUUGUCACAAAGCGCAAGAUGGAUUUCAGAAAUCUGUGUAAACUCUUCCCUUUUCAAUAGUAAAUUCUACAUUUGCUCUGAAGAGGACUAUGGAAUCCAUAAGAAAGUUCUUCUAGAACACACCCCCUCUACAAACAACACUUCCAUACAUCAUGGAAUACAUGAAGCCUCUCAUCAAUGUGGUCAUGGUCGUGAACCAUUUGUUUCGUAUGAGGGCCUCGAGCAACUCCUAAGAUUCUUAUUUGUUCUGGGUAUCACUCAUGUUCUGUACAGUGGCAUUGCCAUCGGUUUAGCCAUGAGCAAGAUUUACAGUUGGAGGAAAUGGGAAGCCCAAGCGAUCAUAAUGGCUGAAUCAGAUAUCCAUGCAAAGAAGACCAAGGUGAUGAAGCGUCAGUCUACAUUUGUUUUCCACCACGCCUCUCAUCCUUGGAGUAACAAUCGUUUUCUCAUUUGGAUGCUUUGUUUCUUGCGGCAGUUUAGAGGCUCUAUACGAAAGUCAGACUACUUUGCACUUCGGUUAGGAUUCCUCACUAAACAUAACUUGCCAUUUACAUACAACUUCCAUAUGUAUAUGGUACGGACGAUGGAAGAUGAGUUUCAUGGCAUUGUAGGAAUUAGCUGGCCACUUUGGGUCUACGCUAUAGUAUGCAUCUGCAUAAAUGUUCAUGGCCUGAAUAUGUACUUUUGGUUAUCAUUCAUCCCUGCUAUUCUUGUCAUGUUGGUUGGAACCAAACUUGAGCACGUUGUCUCGAAGCUUGCUCUCGAGGUUAAGGAGCAGCAGACAGGCACAACUAAUGGGGCUCAAGUCAAGCCACGUGACGGACUCUUCUGGUUUGGGAAACCAGAAAUUCUGCUACGGUUGAUACAGUUUAUCAUUUUUCAGAAUGCGUUUGAGAUGGCAACGUUCAUCUGGUUCUUGUGGGGAAUCAAGGAAAGAUCUUGCUUCAUGAAGAACCAUGUGAUGAUAUCAAGCCGGCUAAUUUCUGGGGUUCUCGUUCAGUUCUGGUGUAGUUAUGGCACUGUGCCUCUCAACGUAAUCGUCACUCAGAUGGGAUCUCGUCACAAGAAAGCUGUGAUAGCAGAGAGCGUAAGAGACUCACUUCACAGCUGGUGCAAAAGAGUGAAAGAGAGGUCAAAGCACACGAGAUCAGUGUGUUCUCUUGACACAGCAACAAUAGACGAGAGAGACGAGAUGACAGUAGGAACAUUGUCAAGGAGCUCGUCGAUGACUUCACUAAAUCAGAUUACCAUAAACUCCAUAGACCAAGCAGAGUCUAUAUUCGGAGCAGCAGCUUCAUCCAGCAGUCCUCAAGAUGGAUACACGUCGAGGGUCGAAGAAUAUUUGUCUGAAACAUUCAAUAACAUCGGUUCGAUACCACCUUUAAACGAUGAGAUUGAGAUUGAGAUUGAAGGUGAAGAAAAUAAUGGAGGGAGAGGAAGUGGGAGUGAUGAGAAUGGUGAUGAUGGAGAAACACUACUUGAGUUGUUUAGGAGGACAUGAUAUUGUUUCUGCUUUGAGAAGCUUGGUUAAGUUGUAAUUACAUGACGACAACCCUACAAGCAUACGUUAACAAAGUACUGUAUAUCUUAAUUUCAUUGGUCCUUCACUAAGGUGUCAUUCUGAUUUUAAACGGUUUAGGUCGGACUGAA